AUGCAGGGGAGAGAAGACGAGUCAAUUGCGAGCUGUCAAUUGCGAGCUCAAAUUCGUCAGCCCUUUCGCUUCUUUCGAAUUUUCCCCUUUUCUAACGGCCCGAGGGGGUCCAGGUACCUGUCUGGCGUCGAGUUGCUGUCAUCAGUCAUCCUUGGGGCUGUGCAGGUUGGGGCUUUAUCUCAAAUUGGACUACGGUACGACACACGCAGGGACUUUUCCACCACGAGCACUGUGAUGGUUGCUAUGUGUUGCUCAGGUCUGUCGACGAGGUCGGCUUAGAGCCCGUGUUUCCUCGUCAACUGGGAUCCUCUCAGCGCGGCCCACCCGCCCUCAUCCUUAAGGACUCCAGUACGCGCCCACCACGCAGCACCCGUCGCUGUGAUAUCCGCCUGCCUGCAUAUGUGCAUGCAGUCACAAGAACAAGACAAUCUCGAGAACAAAACGCAGCUGGCUGGGCUGGCGAGCAGCCCCUUCACGCCACGCCACUGCCCGACGAGUGGAUCAAGAGAGAGUUCGAGCCCGUCGCUGUUUGUUGCGCCCGUGUGGUGUUGGUUAUGAGUCGCAAUUUGUGGGAGGUGGACGAGAGGGCCCUGGUGUGCCAGGAGGCAACGCUCAAGGGCGAGGUAUUUAAUACUAUCAUCGACUUUCAUGCCGCGGCUUCGCCAAACUUGGAUGCAUGUGACGUGUCUGUUGUGCUGAUGGCGAUUGAUUGAUUCAUCCGUCACUGACGUCAGGUGUUUGUGGGUGCGGGCAGCGUCGUGCACCCCACCUGUUUUGUUGACGCAAGGGUCGGGCCCAUCCGGAUCGGUGCUGACAACAUCUUCGAGGUAUAUCAGCGAUAUCAUGACAGACAGACAGUGGGACAUUAGCUAUCUGUGCGUCCGGAUGUGUGUGUGCGUGUCUGUGUGUAGGAGCAAGUUGAGAUCGUCAACACGUAAGAAAGAAAUAAGGGCAGAAGGGAGCGAGGGGAAACGGUGUAUCUAUCGGUUCGGUGUGUCUGUGUGUGGCUGUCAGGACGCCUGAGGUUUUGGUCAUCGGCGAUAAAAACAUCUUCGAAGUCGGCACAAGUAGGCUCUGCGCACACACGCCACGCAACGGUGCGCUUCAUUAGCCAUGGCGCCAAUCUCAUCUGGUUCUUUUCCCUUCCUUGAUCAGAGGUGACGGGGGUGCGCUCCAUCGGCAACAGCAACGUCUUCGAAACGCGAUGUACGCGACCACCCGUGGGAAAUGGAUGGAGCCAAACACACGGCCAUGGAUUGGAUUUCUCCAAGCCUGCCUUUGUGUGUGCCAUCCCAUGCCAUGCCAUGCCAUGCCAUGCAGGUGUGCUCCAGCCGGGCGUCAAGAUAGGUGACGGUUGCACAGUGGGUGUGGGGGUGGAGGUGCCCGAGAACCUCACACUCGACAACGAAGGGGUCCUCUACGGACCGCAGUCGAGGAGCGCGGUCGAAAAGGAGGCAGGAUUCGUAAGCAGCCUAAACGCCACAGACACGGACAUCGAGAGGAAGUGCACAUGUGUCAUUCUUUGCUCUUUCGUUGUGUCGGUAUGUCAGCAACACGAGGCUCAGCUGCAGCGGCACCUAGAGAUCUUGCGUGAAACGCUGCCCAAGUCCCACUACCUCAAGAAGAACAAGAAGGAGACCGCAGCGACUGACACCUCUGCAGCAGCCGCAUCAGCCAGCCCACCAGCAGGGGCAACGACACCUUCAUCCCCACCUGUCCCCACCACCCCACCACCCCAACCAGCAGCACCAGAAACACCCGAAGCGCCGUCCAAGGCUCCCCGCGACCGCAUGAUCCCUCCCCGGCCGAUCGCAGUCUCGUCAAGCAGCGGACCGUCGCCCACUGCGUCGCCACCAGCUGCAGCUACUGCUGCGGCAGCAGGCGGCGCCUCCCCUGAAGCUGCUGCGGUGGAGAAACCUGCUGAACCGUCUCGUGAGGAGCGUCGGGAGAGGCGGCUGGGCACAGAAAGGGGCAGCAGGGGGGCCGCCACGGGGGCUGUGCCAGGGGCGGAGGGGGCCGCUGCUGCUGGUGCUGCGGCUGCUAGCGUAGGGGGAAGGACGUCAGCAGCCGAGAGGACUGCGAGAGCCAGCGCGAGGCCGUCCCGGCUGUCGGGAGCUGCUGCGGGAGCCGCGGCGGGCACACAGAGGGAGAGGCGGAGUGCCGCCAAGUGACAAGAUCCGGACAGAGAGGGAGGCAGGGAGGAGGUUGGUAGGGAGUGAGUGUAGCCAGCAGGAGGUGAGCAUGAACGAACGAACGGGCAGAGGGGAGUUGAGUUGCUUAGACGGAUGGAUGGAUGACUGCGUUGGCUUCUCGACGACUCGACUCGACACAACUCAAUCGUCAAUGUGUGCAUACACUCACGUC
Molecule: messenger RNA, 2364 nt
Organism: Vitrella brassicaformis
Lineage: Eukaryota; Vitrellaceae
Source: the annotation of a GenBank genome assembly